This is a messenger RNA of Ilex paraguariensis (yerba mate), 731 nucleotides long. Lineage: Eukaryota; Viridiplantae; Streptophyta; Magnoliopsida; Aquifoliales; Aquifoliaceae. The record is from the annotation of a GenBank genome assembly.
CUUUGAACCCUCUGUCGUAGUCGGAAUUUACAGAAACUCACCGGAAACUUUGAAAAUAUAUCUUGUGUACCCUAUUAAUAAGUUUGAAAGAAGGUGGUGGUAUCAAUCAGUUUGCACUUACAAUUUCAUUUGUUGUGGAGUUAUCGCGAAGAUUAAUGGAAAUGGCCAGGACGGUGACCUGCUAUGAGAGUGAUCUGAAUCUUAAGGCAACAGAGCUAAGAUUAGGGUUGCCAGGCACUGAUGAGCCCGGAAAACAACCGUCUGCUGGUAUUAAAAGCAACAAAAGAGCUUUUAAUACAGUUGCUCUGCAACCAGAUUCCGAAAAGGGUGACCAACACAGUUGCUCUGCAACCAAGGCACAAGUAGUAGGGUGGCCACCUGUCCAAUCCUACCGGAAAAAUGUUUUCCAACCGAAGAAGGUGGAGGCUGAAACUGCCGGAAUUUACGUGAAAGUGAGCAUGGAUGGAGCUCCUUAUCUUAGAAAGAUCGAUAUAAAGGUUUACAAAAGCUACCCAGAUCUCCUCAGCGCCUUGGAAGACAUGUUCAAGUGCACCAUAGGUGUAUACUCGGAGAGAGAAGGAUAUGAUGGAUCUGAAUAUGCACCAACUUAUGAAGACAAAGAUGGCGAUUGGAUGCUGGUCGGAGAUGUUCCAUGGGAGAUGUUUAUUUCCUCUUGCAAAAGGCUGAGAAUCAUGAAAGGUUCAGAAGCUAAAGGCUUGGGUUGUCUUUAG